GUUUUCAAUUGCAUUAGAAUUGACUAUGUAUGUGCUAUUUCACCUCUAAACUUAUGCAUGCACCGCCCAAAACAAUAGCCGUCGCCAUCUGAAUUAAAGGGGAGGGGGAGGGGGUGCUGAGCCAUCGCCAAUUUUUCGGAGUCUAUAUAAAAGGGACUAGACUCACUCCCCCUUAAAUUUGAGAAUUUCACAUGUUCCAUUCUUUUACUCAAUUACACAACAAAUAGCAAAGACAAAGAUUAUGAGCUCCGACGAUAACAAAGAAUUUGGUCAAUUGGGUGACAUCGCCAAGAAAUUUACCGAAGGAAAGAGCAACGAGGAAAUUGGUGCUGAAGCGCAGGAAGCUAUUGGCAAGUUUGAGAAAUUAUCUGACCAAGAUAAGGAAGGUUUACUCAAGGGUGCUUUAGGUAAAGUUGAAGGGGACAAGGGUGAAUCCAAAGAGAAUUGAUUAAUUUAUCCAAGGGCAAUUGAUUGAUUUGAUUUAUCUACCUGUGUUUAGCUUAGUGUAUCAUGUAGGAAUAUAUCGUUUAAAC
Spathaspora passalidarum NRRL Y-27907 is the source of this 533-nucleotide messenger RNA. RefSeq lists its product as uncharacterized. The transcript has a single exon. Bases 242 to 448 code for a protein of 68 amino acids. The record is from RefSeq and is a predicted model, not a curated record. Lineage: Eukaryota; Fungi; Ascomycota; Pichiomycetes; Serinales; Debaryomycetaceae.